AUGGAUAAUUAUUCACAAAACUCAAAAGGUAAGUAUCAUGUUUUCUUGAGUUUUAAGAGAGAAGACACGUGCUUAGGCUUCACCGAUCAGCUAUAUGCAGCUUUGGUGUGCAAGAGUAUAAUUACUUUCAGAGAUGAUGAAGAACUUGCAAGAGGUGAAGUAAUCUCAGAAAAGCUACUCCGUGCCAUUGUAGAAUCUCUCUCAGCAGUUGUCAUAUCUCCAAAAACUAGACUUAUAUUCAACUCUGAUGCAAGAUUGGAAGAAUUAUAUUCGACUCUGAAUCAUUUCUCUUAA
This is a messenger RNA of Vicia faba (fava bean), 294 nucleotides long. Lineage: Eukaryota; Viridiplantae; Streptophyta; Magnoliopsida; Fabales; Fabaceae. The record is from the annotation of a GenBank genome assembly.